AUGUUCACAUUCGCUGCCUUCUGCUACAUGCUGUCUCUGGUCCUCUGCGUCUCCCUCAUAUUCUUUGCAAUAUGGCACAUCACAGCCUUUGACGAGCUUCAGGCCGACUUCAAGGUCCCCAUCGAUCAGGGAAACCCUCUCCACGCGAGGGAGAGGCUGCGGAACAUUGAGAGGAUCUGCAACCUGCUGCGAAAGCUGGUGCUGCCGGAGUACUCCAUCCAUGGGCUCUUCUGCAUUAUGUUCUUGUGCGCUCAGGAGUGGCUGACGGUGGGCCUCAACAUCCCCCUGCUCUUCUACAACACAUGGAGCAGGUACUUUCAUUCGCCCACCGACACCAAGGAGCUGCUCUACGAUCCAGCGUCAGUCAUGAACGGAGACACGUUGAAGUUCUGCCUGAAGGAGGCCUGGUGCAAGCUGUCCUUCUUCGUCCUGUCCUUCUUCUACUACCUGUAUUGUGUGUGGAACCUGGAUAUAUCCCUCUAA
Messenger RNA from Boleophthalmus pectinirostris (great blue-spotted mudskipper), 483 nucleotides. It is a transcript of the gene cnih3, whose product is annotated as cornichon family AMPA receptor auxiliary protein 3. The record is from RefSeq and is a predicted model, not a curated record. Gene Ontology annotation, biological process: regulation of AMPA receptor activity; vesicle-mediated transport. Gene Ontology annotation, cellular component: dendrite; synapse. Lineage: Eukaryota; Metazoa; Chordata; Actinopteri; Gobiiformes; Gobiidae. The coding region runs from base 1 to 483 and encodes 160 amino acids. The transcript has 7 exons.